Messenger RNA from Calidris pugnax (ruff), 5372 nucleotides. RefSeq names its product PHD finger protein 3-like. Gene Ontology annotation, biological process: DNA-templated transcription. NCBI's taxonomy places the organism in Eukaryota, Metazoa, Chordata, Aves, Charadriiformes, Scolopacidae. The record is from RefSeq and is a predicted model, not a curated record. Gene Ontology annotation, cellular component: nucleus. The transcript has 13 exons. Bases 486 to 4478 code for a protein of 1330 amino acids.
AGCCAUAUGAUGAUUCCUUAACUUUCUGGAAGUAAUUCAAUAAUAAUGAGCUAAGGAAUGUGAUGUAAAAUACCAGCUCGUUUGGAAUGACUUGAUGUUCCUGUGCUGAUAAUAUUUGUCAAAACGCUUGGGUAUCUCUCCUAUGGAAGAUGGCAGUUGAUAUUUCUGCUGUAAGGAUGGUGAUGAGAGAUGAAGGAAAGCGAGGAUAAUGUCCUCUGGCAAGAAAAUUUUCAAAAAAAAGUUUGCUGUUUUUGAGAGUUGUGGAUAUAUUUUUUUUUCUAAUAAAUUUUUUUUUAGACAGCAGCCUGAAAAGGUGCUGUGGGUAGGACUUGGGGGCAGGCAGGUUACAGGCAGACACAACGAGGCUAUGAUAUUCUCUUGGACUAUUGCAAAAGGCAAAAAACCCCUGUUUCUCAGGAAGCUCAUACCAUGUUGUAAGGCUGGAGGUGGAUGUAAAGCUCCAAAGAAAAUCACUUCUCAGGUUUAUGGUGGGCUGCGGUAGAUGUGAUGAUUGGUUUCAUGGUGAUUGUGUUGGACUGAGUCUUUCUCAAGCCCAGCAGAUGGGCGAAGAAGAUAAAGAAUACGUGUGUGUGAAAUGCUGUGCUGAAGAAGACAAAAAAAUGGAGUGUUUUGAUCCAAGCGUACCGGACGCUCAGGUGAAACUUGAAAUCCACAGAGAAGAAAAAGCAACCGAGUGUGAAAAACCGGGGAUGUCGAAGCCAAUAGCUGCUUGUAAUAUAAAUGUAACAGCUGAAAAAACAAAGCAAACUGAGGACGCUGGGAAGCACAAAGUCAAAAUCUUCAGACGGGAAUCUGGUGAUGGGAAGAAUUUGUCCGAGUCCAGAGACUCGGAUACUAAAAAAGGGCAACAUGUUCCUGCUCGAAAAGGAUCACAAACUGCUGUCAUUCCUCGGCGCUCCCCUGACGAUAAAAAUGAAAAAAUAAGUAAAGAAUCCCUUAAUGUGGUUGAAAAGUCCAUGAAAUCAGGUGUUCAUGAGAAACAAGAAAUUAAGAAAAAGAAAAAUGAGAAAGGAUCCGUCAGUGCAACACACCUGCCAGCCGUGCCAGCUUCCAAACCUUCUGCUGAUCAGAUAAGACAGAGUGUCAAGCAGUCUCUUAAAGAAAUUCUGAUGAAAAGAUUGACAGACUCCACUUUGAAGAUUCCUGAGGAGAGAGCAGCGAAAGUUGCCACAAGGAUUGAAAGGGAGCUGUUUUCUUUUUUUCGGGACACUGAUGCAAAGUAUAAGAAUAAAUACAGAAGUUUAAUGUUCAAUCUAAAAGACCCUAAAAAUAAAAUAUUAUUUAAGAAAGUACUGAAAGGAGAGGUUACUCCAGACCAUCUAAUAAAAAUGAGCCCAGAAGAACUGGCUUCCAAAGAACUGGCUGCUUGGAGACAGAGAGAAAACAGACACACAAUUGAGAUGAUCGAGAAGGAGCAGAGGGAAGUCGAAAGAAGACCCAUCACAAAAAUUACUCACAAAGGAGAAAUAGAAAUUGAAAGUGAAACACCAAUGAAAGAGCAAGAGGAAGUCAUGGAAAUCCAGGAACCUAAUAUGAAGUCUGAGAAGUCAGAGGAAGCUGAAAAAGAAGUAAAUGAAUCUGCAUCCCCGGACACCACAAGUCAACAUAAAAAUCAUCUCUUUGAUCUUAACUGCAAAAUCUGCAUAGGCCGAAUGGCACCACCUACUGAUGAUCCCUCUGCCAAAAAAGUGAAAGUGUCCGUGGGAGUUGCGCGGAAGCCAUCGGAUAACGAGGCAGAGAGCAUCGCAGACGCACUUUCUUCAACAUCCAGUAUUUUAGCUUCAGAAUUACUGGAAGACGAUAAGCAAGACCCAUCAAAAUCAUCAUUCACACCUCUCCCAAAGUCAGAAACGCCUGGUACUGUGGAAUGUGAAAGCCUGUUUCUGGCACGCCUGAAUUUCAUCUGGAAGGGUUUUAUCAAUAUGCCUUCAGUGGCAAAGUUUGUUAUUAAGGCUUAUCCAGUUUCUGGCUCUUUUGAAUAUUUAACAGAGGAUUUACCUGACAGUAUUCAAGUAGGUGGCAGGAUAUCUCCUCACACUGUCUGGGAGUAUGUAGAAAAAAUCAAAGCUUCAGGGACCAAGGAGAUCUGUGUGGUUCGCUUCACCCCCGUGACUGAGGAGGAUCAGAUCUCCUACGCGCUGCUCUUUGCCUAUUUCAGCAGCAGGAAACGCUACGGCGUGGCGGCCAAUAACAUGAAGCAAGUGAAAGAUUUGUACCUCAUCCCUUUAGGUUCCUCAGAUAAAGUCCCACAUCAUCUUGUGCCUUUCGACGGGCCCGGGAUUGAAAUACAUCGACCAAAUUUGUUACUGGGAUUGAUAAUUCGGCAGAAAAUGAAGAGGCAGAUCACUGCUGUUGCCAGUGUCACCAGCAGUUUUGCGGAUGAAGCUUCUGAAAGUACCUUGAGUAACCUGCCACCAGAGAAGAAAAGUAAGCCCAGCAAACCUGAUGUCUCCCAUCACGAGCUGGCGCUAGAAGAAGAGGAGGAAAACGAUUUUUUCAAUUCCUUCACGACUGUGCUGCACAAGCAGAGAACUAAACCUCAGCAAUCUAGUACAGAAGAAGUUCCAGCAGUUAUUGAACCACUGGUGGAAAGCAGCAAACACGAACCACCGAAGCCUCUCAGAUUCCUUCCCGGAGUCCUGGUUGGAUGGGAAAAUCAGCCUUCUACACUGGAGCUAGCAAAUAAACCAUUGCCCGUGGAUGACAUUCUCCAAAGCCUGUUGGGCACGACGGGGCAGGUGUAUGAAGGCAGCAAGUCAGAGACGAGUCCCAGUGAAGACAUACCGUUAUUAAACGAACAAGCAACCCUAAAAGAAGAAAACAUGGAUGUUGCUGAGGUAUCUACCGAAGUUGGUGAGACAAAGACCGGUUUGGAUGACCCACAAGAAUCCACUAACGCUCCUGUGACAGUGGAUGCAGCAGCUGUAGGGACCUCAAGUUCUGCAAGAAGCACUGGAUCUUUGAUGGGGCUGAGUCUUAAGGGAAAGCCUCCAGAUGUCUCCACAGAAGCGUUUUUAGCAAACUUAUCUGCUCAGUCGCAGAACAAAGAAGCUGAAGAAAGCAAAGAGAAUGACCCAAAGCGGCAGUUACCCGACAAGGACAGUGUUGCACAGGAGGUUAGAAGGACUGCAAACUCCAGCUUUUCUUCUUCCUCAUCAAAUGCAGGGAAAAAACCCAAUGAGAACAACGGCAACGUAGGCUCUGCUGAAGGUACCGCCGCUAAUACCUCUAAAUCCCCAUUUAUUAACCUUAAGAGAGACCCGAGACAGGCAGCUGGACGAAGCCAGCAGACAAAUGCUUCGGAAAGCAAGGAGGGAGAGGCCAGCAGAAAUGAAGACCAACAGAACGCUCCAGGAACCGACCCGACGGAAGCAGAGAACAACCAGCCUCCUGGAGAAGGAGGGCUCAACCCCUAUCAGGGCGACGCGCAAGGCGGCGAGACGCAGUACGGCUCCGCUGCAGCCAAGGGGGACCCCGCGGGGGCAUCGCAAGGGGAGGACACCCGGCACUCGCAGGAAGAUGCCCUGAGGCAAAACAUCGAAACGGUGAACUCGUUCAGAAGAGGACCAGCAGCAGCUUCAUCUCAUUUCGAAACGGAAAACUCUUCCCGUUCGGAAUUUAUCUCCAAAGUCCCAAGCCCUGUCACGAGUGGCAGCUUCCCGUCCGUUAGGCCCCCGCCGCAGAAUUUCCAGCAUCCCAAAUCCAACCCGCCUGGAUUUCAGUUCCAGGCCCCCGCGCCUCAUAACUUCCCUCCACAAAACAACCCCAUGUUUGGGUUCCCUCCUCACUUACCGCCUCCGCUCCUCCCUCCUCCCAGCUUUGGCUUUCCUCAAAACCCCAUGAUGUCCUGGCCACCAGUAGCUCAUUUAUCAGGUCAGCCGCCGCACUACGCCGGACCCAUGGCGCCGGGGCUGCCGGUGCCUCACAAACAAUCAAGAUUUUUGGGGCCAGAAAAUUUUUUUCAGAGUAAAGACAGCAGGAGGCCGGAAAGACGCCACAGCGACCCUUGGGGCAGGCAAGAGCAGCACCUGGAGAGAGGGUUCAGUAGAGGGAAAAACGAUCAACACAGACAAAGGUUCUACAGCGAUUCCCAUCACCAAAAGAAAGACAGACAUGAAAAAGAGUGGAACAAUGAGAAAUACUGGGAGCAAGAUGCUGAAAGGAACAGGCGCAGAGACAGAAAUCAGGAAAAAGAGAGAGAGAGGAAGAGUAGAGAGGAAGGACAGAGAGACAAAGAGAGAUUGCGAUCCCCGCACGGCGAUAGGGCUGCUGAUGGAAAAAGCCCCAGAGAGACUAGAAAUCCAGAAAAAAAAACGGAGAAGCCUAAAAGUGAAGAGCAGGCUCAUGAAAAGGAUAAGGAGAGGGAGAAAAGCAAAGAGAAGCAUAGAGAACGAGAAAGUGAAAAGAACAGAGAGAGGCACAGGGACCACAGUGACAGAACUAAAAGCAAAAGGUAAAAAGAUGCAGGCAGUCUUCGAAAAUCCUAUUUAAAUAAACUGUUAGAGUAAUGUCAUAAAACUUUGUAUAAAACAAACAAAAAAAAAAGCAGCAGCCUGCUAGGAUGGUGCCAUCUUUUUUUAUUCCGUGUUGGUGUUUUGCAGAAACAAGUCUGUGUUUUGGUACCACUCAAUGUACCAAUACUCAUCCUUUUUUUCAUUAUACCAACUAUCGCUAGAAGUAGGAGUUUAAUAUUUUUAAAAAUUUUACAUUGCUGUAUAUUCAAAAUUUUAAAGAUUUCUUUUAUUAAUAUGCAAUAAAGGCUUAGAAAUUUUCUUAGCUGAUGAAGUUGGCUUUAGUCAAGUCUGCAAUAUAGUCGCUGCCUUUGGUAAUUUGUGCUCUCUUCUGUUUUAAGAUGCUCUGAUGAUUUUCAAGGUGAAUUUCAUACAAUAACCUUCUUUUUAAAUUGCACUGUUUUUAAAGACUGUAGCAAAGCCUCAGAAUCUACACACAUUACAAGAAAAUAUAAUACUGCUCCGUGGUGUGAAGAGUUGUUUUUUUUUUAAGAAAAAAAAAAUAUUCAGAGUACAAUAAAAUAAUUCCAAGUGUAUUUCAUUAGUUUUUCAAGUAUUUCCUAAGCAUCUGAAGCAGUUUGUGACCAGAAAUUGGAAGGCUGAGCUGCUCGAAUGUUAUUGCUUUAAACUGCACUUGUUUUAAUAAGAAAGCAUUUUAACCUAAAUUCUUGAGAAUAUGAUUUGUAGUAGUAAAUUCAUUUCUCCCACCAUUUUCCGUGCUUCAAAAACUUGAAUACCUAAGCUUGUACAUUACUUUGUGUUUUGCUAUCCUUUUUACUGUAAAAUGUAAAUAUUUUAAGGGAUAUUUUGAUUCUAAAAUGAUAAAACUUUCUCACAUAC